Molecule: messenger RNA, 948 nt
Organism: Lingula anatina
Lineage: Eukaryota; Metazoa; Brachiopoda; Lingulata; Lingulida; Lingulidae
Biological process (GO): proteolysis
Molecular function (GO): cysteine-type endopeptidase activity
Source: RefSeq, a predicted model, not a curated record
UGAUCCAGAUGUUUACUCCAAUACAUCGACUCCAAGAGGAAGGGCUGUCAUUAUUAAUAACGAGAUGUACAGCUGCGGCAACCUGAGAAAUCGCACAGGAACGGAUGCAGACUCAGAGACGCUGCAGAAUCUCUUGUAUCAAUUACAGUAUAGGGUCCAGGUCCACCACGACCUUUCUUCGGAGCAAAUACAUAGACUGCUGGAGCGUGAAAGCAAAAGGGAUGUUCACAAAAAGUACGACUCCUUCAUCCUGAUAAUACUGACUCAUGGGACCAAGGAAGGGAUGUGUGGGACAGAUGGAAACUUGGUGCCCUAUGACGUCAUCAAACAGUAUUUCAACAACGCUAACUGCGAAGGCUUGAGAGGAAAGCCGAAGAUUGUUAUUAUACAAUCGUGCCUUGGAAAAUUUAUGGACGAAGGGGUGCCGCUCAAACAAUUAGAUGCUCUCCCAGCAUCACUACCCCAUAUCGAAGAAAAAUGGCAGCAAAUAUCGGUUGCCGACGGGCGUCCAGCAUUAGAGGAAAACAAAGAAAAAGACUCACUGUUGUGCGUUACAGAGGAAAGGAGAGAUGCUGACUUACAGCGGGGGGAGCCAUUGGAUGAAAAACUCCCAACCAUGGCCGAUUUUCUUGUGGCUUACGCCACUACUCCAGAUUACGUAGCAAUGCGAGACACCAAAACUGGCACUUGGUUCAUCCAAGGUAUAGCGUCGGUUUUUGCCAAAUAUGCCUGCACAGAAGACGCGGUGUCUCUGUUUGGCAAGGUCAAUGCUCACAUCGCAAAGCGGCAAACACGGGGAUUGGGUAUCAAACAGGUGUCCUCGUUUGAAAGCACACUAUUGAAGAAAGUUUAUUUCUUCCCAGGCCGCUAAACAAUAGGCCUAUGAUUGUUGUUUGUGCUAUUGAUAAAGGUUAUUUUUCUGUCAGUAAAAAAGAAAACGUUCAUGUU